GCGACGUCAUGCAAUUCGUCCAGGAGCGGGCGCAGACGGCGGAGCUGUCAUAUGGAACCUAACCAAGACGACGACGACGCCGGCGUCGACGAGUCAUCUCCCCAAGAAGAAAUGAUCACAACUUCAACGCACCAUUUCGGCGACGGAGAUGAUGCCUUCUCAGUCACUAUCAUUGAGAGUAUGAAAGAAGAGUACGGGUUAUUCGUGUGGCCAUGUAGUAUUAUUUUAGCUGAAUACGUUUGGCAACAAAGAUCGCGCUUUUCCGGGGCUAAUGUAAUCGAGCUUGGUGCGGGGACUUCUUUGCCCGGUAUAGUUGCUGCUAAAGUUGGCGCUGACGUCACACUCACAGAUGAUUCGAAUAGACCUGAAGUGCUGGAUAAUAUGAGGAGAGAAUGUGAGCUGAAUAAUGUGACAUGCAAAGUGCUGGGACUUACAUGGGGUGUUUGGGAUGAACCGAUAUUCACCCUGUGCCCAAAUAUUAUCCUUGGAGCUGAUGUCCUAUAUGAAACAAGUGCAUUUGAUGAUCUUUUUGCUGCUGUGGCAUAUCUGCUCCAGAAUUCUCCCUCUUCAGUUUUUAUAACAGCUUACCACAACAGAAGUGGGCAUCACCUGAUUGAGUUCUUGAUGAUUAAAUGGGGAUUGAAGUGCAUGAAGCUUCUAGAUGGGUUUUCAUUCAUGCCAGCUGACAAGGCAUCUGGAUUAAGUGGGAAUAUACAGUUGGUAGAGAUAAUUUUGGAUAAUGACAAACUAAGUUAGCAAAUGGUCGUGAUGCUUAUUGAGAAAAAUGCUGAAGCCAAGAUAUCAGCACAAGACACUACACCAGGGCAAAGAGCUUCCACUGCCUUCUUUGCAUUGUCAAUGACAUAGAACGCAU
This is a messenger RNA of Coffea eugenioides, 874 nucleotides long. Its product is annotated as methyltransferase-like protein 23. The record is from RefSeq and is a predicted model, not a curated record. The coding region runs from base 52 to 756 and encodes 234 amino acids. The transcript has 8 exons. Lineage: Eukaryota; Viridiplantae; Streptophyta; Magnoliopsida; Gentianales; Rubiaceae. Gene Ontology annotation, cellular component: nucleus; cytoplasm.